AGUCAACCAGGAACGGGACCGGGCAGUCUUCCACUCAAUUUCUUAAUCUAUCGGCCUGCACUAUCCCUCCUGUAUGGUGGAUAUUAUAUUAAAUUCUUCUUUCUUGGGUGAUAUGGGGGAUCAUUCCAAAAAGAAGUCUGGAAUCGCAAUGUGUGUGGGCUGUGGGAGUCAGAUCCACGACCAGUACAUCCUGCGGGUCGCCCCGGACCUGGAGUGGCAUGCUGCGUGUCUGAAGUGCUCGGAAUGCAGUCAGUACCUGGAUGAGACGUGCACUUGCUUCGUCCGAGAUGGCAAAACAUACUGCAAAAGAGAUUAUGUAAGAUUAUUUGGGAUUAAAUGUGCAAAAUGUAACAUUGGCUUCUGCAGCAGUGAUCUGGUGAUGAGAGCUCGUGACAACGUUUACCACAUGGAGUGUUUUAGGUGCUCGAUGUGCAGCCGGCAUCUCGUGCCGGGGGAUGAGUUCUCUCUGCGGGACGAGGAGCUGCUGUGUCGGGCUGAUCACGGUUUACUUCUGGAACGGGCCUCAGCGGGAAGCCCCAUUAGUCCGGGAAAUAUUCUCUCCAGGUCUUUUCAUAUUACUGAUCCUGUGUCAGUUCGACAGCCUCCUCAUCGGAACCACGUCCACAAGCAGUCAGAGAAAACCACUCGGGUGCGAACAGUAUUGAACGAGAAGCAGCUCCAUACCCUUCGGACCUGUUACAAUGCCAACCCAAGACCAGACGCUCUUAUGAAAGAACAAUUGGUAGAGAUGACCGGUCUUAGCCCAAGGGUCAUCAGAGUUUGGUUUCAGAACAAACGUUGUAAAGACAAGAAGAGAACUAUAUUCAUGAAGCAACUUCAACAACAGCAUCACAUCGAUAAAACUAAUCUUCAGGGGCUGACGGGUACACCUAUGGUGGCAGGCAGUCCAAUUCGACACGACAACACGGUCCUAGGGAACCCAGUAGAGGUGCAGACUUACCAGCCCCCCUGGAAGGCCCUGAGCGAGUUCGCCUUGCAGAGUGACCUGGACCAGCCCGCCUUCCGGCAGUUGGUGUCUUUUUCUGAAUCGGGCUCCAUGGGUAACUCCUCCGGCAGUGAUGUGACCUCCUUGUCGUCGCAGUUGCCGGACACCCCGAACAGCAUGGUACCAAGUCCGAUGGACACGUGAGACCAGCCCAACAGUGACGCUUCGAACUCCAGCAUGCUCCCGCGUGCCCUGCAUGAGAAUUGGCUAGUUAACAGCUUUGAGAGGAAAAGGAUUUCAUCUUAUUUAAAGAACAAUAACGCUGGAUGUGUCUAUGAGGAUGCACCAUUUGUUCACGGAGGGACCGGUCUGCAUUUCUCAGGAUCGGAUGAAUUUUAAGUUACCAGCCAGUGACAACCAAGGGCUAUAACUAAAGCAGAGGCUGAGCCUCGGAUCUUACCUACAUGGUUGGACAUAGCCUACGUGAGGAUUAUAUCUACAAACAUUCAACUUUAUUAUGAGUCGCUAGCUUGUAAUGAUGAACAUAUCAGAACAUUAUCCAUAGUGGCCAACAAUUGUAUAGUUUCAUCUAUGUAAGUUUCCUAUGUCGGGUUGCGACCAUAUGGAGACCCCAUGACUCUGUAGAUGUGCAUGAUUUCUAGAGAUGAUUUAAAAUCAAGCCUUGUAAAAUAUUGUAAUUAAGUGGAUGGGAUACAGAUUGUGGAACCUUUCAAGAAAAAGUAAGUUAUUGAUAUUUAUUAUGCGAAAAUGUAGGCUAUCGUAAUAAACCCAUAUGAACUGUUUCAUGUCUAAUGAACUCUGCAUGUGAAAUCUCAUAGAUGCAGUAAUUCAAUCAAAUAUUAACUGAAAUUUC
Salvelinus namaycush (lake trout) is the source of this 1820-nucleotide messenger RNA. Its product is annotated as insulin gene enhancer protein ISL-2B. The record is from RefSeq and is a predicted model, not a curated record. NCBI's taxonomy places the organism in Eukaryota, Metazoa, Chordata, Actinopteri, Salmoniformes, Salmonidae. The coding region runs from base 74 to 1150 and encodes 358 amino acids. Gene Ontology annotation, cellular component: nucleus. Gene Ontology annotation, molecular function: DNA-binding transcription factor activity, RNA polymerase II-specific; cis-regulatory region sequence-specific DNA binding. Gene Ontology annotation, biological process: neuron fate specification; axonogenesis; positive regulation of transcription by RNA polymerase II. The transcript has 6 exons.